This is a messenger RNA of Brassica napus (rape), 1012 nucleotides long. Its product is annotated as cyclin-dependent protein kinase inhibitor SMR9. The coding region runs from base 357 to 707 and encodes 116 amino acids. The transcript has a single exon. Gene Ontology annotation, biological process: regulation of DNA endoreduplication. The record is from RefSeq and is a predicted model, not a curated record. NCBI's taxonomy places the organism in Eukaryota, Viridiplantae, Streptophyta, Magnoliopsida, Brassicales, Brassicaceae.
AUGAAUUGACGAGAUAGUUCUAAAAGACUAGCUACUAGUAUUAUUUUUUAUUUGAUGAAUAUUCAAGUAAAAUAAAGCGUACCCAUUUCACAAUUCACACUACAUAGUGACUUACAUGCAUUGAUCCUCUACUAAAAAGAAACCCUUUUUCUUUAGUUUUCCAAAUACCAAUCUCUUCUUUUUCUCAACUUUUUCUUUCUUGUCUUUUUCUUCUUCCCUGAUAGAAACUUUCUUCAGUCAAAAAUUAAGAGCUUUAAAUUAAAACUUCCACUAAGGUUUAUAUACAUACUCCUCAUAUAUAUAUAUAUAUAUAGAUUCACACACUUUGUUUUCUCUUCUCUCUUAACAGCUUAAAAAUGGCAUCAAAAGGAAAGAAACCAAUAAGAGGAGCACCUACAAGAAGAAUAAAAAGAAUCAAGAACCCAUCUUCUCCAUGUAGUAUCAACAGUGAAGUCACUUCAACGUCAUCAUCUACUUCAAUAUCCUCAACCGCUACGUCAACGUCGCCCAGUGGAUGUUGUACUCCGAUAUCUAAGAAGUCACGAAUACCUGAGAUGCUCACGUGCCCGCCAGCUCCGAAGAAGCAAAGGGUGGCGCAAAACUUUGCUCUGAGGAGGAGACAAAUCUCUUUCUUUGCUCCUCCAGAUGUAGAGCUCUUCUUUGUUUUUGCACUUGGUCAUAAUCAUGGUCAAGAAAACGAUAAAUAAGUUAAGUUUUAUAAUUAGGGUUCUGUGGUCAUAACCAUGGUAUAAUCAAUCUCAAGCUUCUAGUUGGAUUCAAAUGCAAUAACUGAAGGUAUAUUAAGAGAGUUUACUAGCAUAGUGUGAUACUGUGAUUUUUGGCUUCUUUUUUCUUCUAUCUGUCUUUUUCCCCUCUUUGGUUCUUUUUUUUUGGUUGGGUGAUUUUGAAUUUGUGGUAGGGUAUUAUAAUUCAUCAAAUACCCUAUCUCUUUUUUAAUUAGUUAUAUUGUAACUUUUGUUUAUGGGUUCUGUAAUUGAAUGAUGCUUGCUAA